AUGCUUAGCAUUGAUGGGAUGGGAUUUUGGGGCACUUUGGGGGCCCAGAACAACUGCAAUAUCGAAUGGAUGGGGUGGCCAGCCAACCCACUCAUCGUCCUUCUAGCUGCAGGGUGGGCGGCCAAUUCAAAAGGUGGUGGCCACUGGUCUUACAUUCCACGUGUUGACGAGUUCGGGACUUUUCCAGCAGGGCUGCUGCUCAUGUUUGAUUCGAAUCCUUGUUGUAUCGCCGCGGCUCAGCUGCGCGGACAAGUCAGCGCCCGACACACCAAAAACUGCGUCUCUUUGCCCUGGCUCGAGAUCAGCGGCCCUUUUGCCGGACGCAAUUUGCCAUCAGUCUCACCACGGCUGACCUGUGCUGCAGACGAUGGACGGCUCAGGGGCGCAAAAGAACUCCAAAUGAGCGAUGCCCAGACACAUGACAUGGUGUUGUAG
This is a messenger RNA of Trichoderma aggressivum f. europaeum, 435 nucleotides long. RefSeq lists its product as uncharacterized. The record is from RefSeq and is a predicted model, not a curated record. The transcript has a single exon. Bases 1 to 435 code for a protein of 144 amino acids. Lineage: Eukaryota; Fungi; Ascomycota; Sordariomycetes; Hypocreales; Hypocreaceae.